Molecule: messenger RNA, 2048 nt
Organism: Triticum aestivum (bread wheat)
Lineage: Eukaryota; Viridiplantae; Streptophyta; Magnoliopsida; Poales; Poaceae
Exons: 2
Coding region: 38-1750 (570 amino acids)
Molecular function (GO): protein binding
Source: RefSeq, a predicted model, not a curated record
UCGAUGAAAAGGAAAAAAAAAUACUAGAUAGAUUUAUAUGUCCCUGGUUGAUCUACCGGUGUGUGGUGUGGUCGGACGAAGAAUUCGAGCCGUCGGAGCUCGGGUUAGCUUUCAGUUACCACUAGUGGAGUUGACUGGGGAAAGGCAGGCGGGGCAGAGGAAAGUGCGGACGGAACACGAGAGAGCGGAUCCUCCCCCGGCGCCGGCGGGCACCGCCGGAGAAGACGGACGUCCGCAGCAGCCCAUCCGGCACCGCGCAUCGCCGUCUCCUUCCCCAUCCGCAAGAGCUUGCCGUCAGCAGCGCAUCAUGCAAAACCCCAGCAAACUGUCCGCCGUCUCUCUAGCCAGACCCCCUGCUUUUUCCGGGCUCCAAGGUUGGGCUGACCUCCCAGAUGGCUUGCUCCAUUCCAUCGUUGCUCGGUUGGCCUCUGUCCGAGACAUUCUUGGCUUUGCUGCAACAUGCCCCUCUUGGCGUGCUGCGUUUUCCUACCCAUCCAAAUCUACGUUCCGCACAAAAUGUCCGCCUCUCCUCAUCCAACCCAAUGUUCGUGUACAAGGUCCUCUUCUUCCUUCUACUAAUGGUUGCCGUGAUAUGUACACAUGUAAGGUUAUUGAUCCAGCCAACCUGAAAGUCGCCCUUCAUUGCCAGAUUCCUCAAGAAACCCUGGAGAAGAUGACAUGUAUCGGCUCUUCCUAUGGUAAUCUCAUCUACUACCGCAAUCGGUAUUGUCGCAUGGUCGAUGUGUUCACAGGUGUGGAGGUUUCAGCUCCACGUCUCCCACCCAUUGCCAAGGGCCCAAAAUUUUGGCUGUAUGGCAUUUUAACAGCCCCCUUGGCAUCACACAAAUCACAUCUCCUUGUCAGCACCAAGUUCUACCUGUUUGAUUGGCCUAUCGGAAGCAACUCUUGGUCCCAAGUCCAGCUUCCUUAUAUGUUGAAAACGGACCAGAUUGUGGAAUUCAAUGGUCAGUUCAUUCUCUCGAAUGGCAAUGGGCGGUUCUACUCCGUGCAGCUGGCCCCGCAGCUUGGCCUGCAGGAGAUAACAACCGACAAGCAGGGCUGGAGUCAAGAACCUCGUGAUAUGACAGAGGUGCUGGUUUGUGGUGACAUGCUUAUCGUUCUCAUUCCCCUUGCUUAUGAGCUCUACCGCCUUGACUUGUCGACCAAGCCCACGACAGUGAUGACCUUGGAGAAGCUGGACGACUGGGCACUCUUUAUCCAGGCGGAAGAAAAGGGCACACCACUUUCGUGCAUGAGUCCGGAACAAUGGGGAGGAAGGAGCAACAGCUGGUACUACGCCGACGAUGGAUCUCUGCCUUGGACCCGGCCUUGGACUCUAGACGGUCCGUUUCAUGAGCCGGACCCUGUGCAGGAUGCGCCUCCCGUCGAUCCUGACGUGGGAAGCCAGGAUGGAUGGGGAGCGUGGAGCAACACCUCGCACUCUGCCGUCCUCGACUCUUGGUAUCUACACGAGCCGGAUCAUGUUUCGGAACCCGUGCAGGAGACACCAUCUGGCGAACCCGUCCCGGACGCGUGGGGAGCCAGUGCAGUUAGCUUUGCUGCCCUUGAGCCUUGGGAUCCACACGAGCCGGAUCAUGUGUCAGGACCCGUGCAGGACACACAAUCUGACGAAACCGGCGUGGAUGGGUGGGGAGGCAGUGCAGACAACUUUGCCUAUUGGCAUUCCCAUGAAAAGGAAGGUUUGCCGAUCUGGCUGUACCCAAGCAUGUUCUACUAUGAUGUACGGUGAUCCUGCCCAACCAUAGCUGACUGCACUGCCAGCUUCUUCUUAGAUUUCACUCUGGGCCAGGGAGCAAACAAUAACUCUGUUCUACUCUAUUGGUGCGCAACGUGUGCUCCCUCCUGCUUAUGUGGUUAGUUUGCUGGAGUUGGUAAGGAGAUGUUUGCAUCCGUUCUCUGUUCCAUCAUUCUUUGGCUUACUUGUACAUGGCCGCCUAUGCUUUUAUUAUGAUCUUUUCCGUGAUGGAAGUGGCACGUUUAACGCAUCCCAUGUUUCAUUUUGGGGGAACAAGCAAGAGAAAAUGUUU